This is a messenger RNA of Spodoptera littoralis (African cotton leafworm), 1017 nucleotides long. NCBI's taxonomy places the organism in Eukaryota, Metazoa, Arthropoda, Insecta, Lepidoptera, Noctuidae. The record is from the annotation of a GenBank genome assembly.
AUGCAUAGGAAAAAUAUAUUUGUGCGUCUUAUAGGUAUUUUGGCCAGGAAGUUUAGGGUGCUGCAAGAAGUAUGGAUUUUGCCGUGGUGGGGCAGUGGGGGGUUGGCGACUGUACCUCUCUGGACCUUAGAUACUCUGGUGCUGCUUCUCAAACUGUGCACCACCUGUACACUGGCAGCUGCGAAGGUGUUCAUCCCGCCUACUAUGAAGAGCUUACACGGAGAGACCGUCUUAGUUACAGGAGCAGGUCACGGCAUCGGAAGGGAGUUGGCAAUUCAGUUCGCAGAGUUGGGCGCCACCGUCAUAUGUUGGGACAACGAUGCACGGAGAAACAAUGCUGUUGUCGACGAAAUAAGACUAAAAGAUGGAGAGUGUUACGGUUACACGAUAGACGUGACGGCUCGUGAGCAAGUAGCAGCACUAGCACUGCGCAUGCGACGCCAGCUGACAGAUGUAUCUAUGGUGGUCAGCAACGCAGGGCUUCUGACUUGUGCACCCAUCAGCCAUCUGCGACAAGACGCCAUUUUGAAGCUUAUCGAGACCAAUUUGCUUUCACAUUUUUGGGUCAUUCAAGCGUUCCUACCCAAUAUGAUAGAGAGGCGGCAUGGACAUAUAAUCGCUAUAAAUUCUAGCGCAGGCCUAAUGCCCUGUGCCGACAUGAUUCCGUACUGUGCAGCGAAGUUUGGACUAAAAGGCCUGAUGGAUUCUAUAACAGAAGAGCUCAGGCUGGACACGUGGACGAAGAACAUCAACACCACCUCAGUGUACCUGGCGACAGUUGCCACCGGCAUGUACCCACAACCAUCGCAUCGCUUCACCACGUGGUACUCCGAAAUUACGGCAAGGCAAGCUGCUAAGACUAUUAUUGAAGGAGUCCGCAAGAACUACAGAAAUAUCAGCAUACCCUCAUUCAUGAAGUUCCUAAUCGAUCUAAACAACCUUAUGCCAUACAGAAUAAGAGUUAUUUUUUCUGAUUUCUUCAACAUUCGUCACAGAGGAUGGUUUUGUUUUUGCUGA